Messenger RNA from Schistocerca gregaria, 1158 nucleotides. RefSeq names its product proteasomal ubiquitin receptor ADRM1 homolog. Gene Ontology annotation, molecular function: ubiquitin binding; endopeptidase activator activity; proteasome binding. Bases 43 to 1002 code for a protein of 319 amino acids. Gene Ontology annotation, biological process: ubiquitin-dependent protein catabolic process. The record is from RefSeq and is a predicted model, not a curated record. The transcript has 2 exons. NCBI's taxonomy places the organism in Eukaryota, Metazoa, Arthropoda, Insecta, Orthoptera, Acrididae. Gene Ontology annotation, cellular component: cytoplasm; proteasome regulatory particle, lid subcomplex; nucleus.
GUCUUUAUUGUUCCUACGCACACAAGGCUUUUCAGUGUUGCCAUGGAUGCCGCUUCUUUUCAAAAAAAUGACCUGGAUGACUGCUUAGUGUCAUUUCGAGCAGGCAUCAUGGAAAUGGACAAAAAAUCGAAGUGGGUUCGAGCGGACAAGCGAAAGGGCCUCAUCAUGCUGAGGCGCUGUCCUGAAGACAGAUUGAUGCACUUUAUGUGGCAAGAUCGUGAACGUGGCGUCAUCGAGACAGAUUUGAUUAUUUUCCCUAACGAGGUCACCUUUCGCCGUGUCGAGAGUUGCAAAACUGCCCGCGUUUAUUUAUUAGAAUUCAAAAUGUCGAAGCAAAGACUUUUUUUUUGGCUUCAAGAGCCGAGCACCGAGCGCGACGACGAAUAUCAGCAAAAAAUCAAUAAAUACCUCUCAGAUCCAGACGAUAUGGAGAUAGACAUAGACAUGGAACCGAGUCAAACUCCAUCCGAGCCACAUGUGAAUCGCGAAAUAUCAAAUACCCAAACGGCCGAAAAACCGUCUUACGGCGGACAAACCGACAAUUCCCUCCUCUCCCAAGAUGUCUCGGGCCAGUCUACCGUCACCGCUUCCGCGACCAGCUCCACUUCUUCUUCAGAGCACUUGAAGAAACAAAUUGUGAACAUCUUGCAGAACAUCUCCGCAAAUUCUCCUAGACAAUCUCUUGCCGAUCAGUUCGACCUCAGCGACAUCGUCAACGCCGAAUCAAUAACUGCGUCGGGAAUUCUUGAUGACCCUGAAUCGCUUUCUCAACUCCAACAAUACCUCCCGAAAACGGAAACCGACAGUGUUAUUUCUACCAUCAAGUCCUAUCACUUCACCUCAACUGUUGACAACCUAAACAGAGCGCUGAAACAAGGACAACUAACCGACCUGCUCAAAUCGUUCGGACUGUCCAUGCCGAAGCAGCCAGCUCCCACAAGCCAGUUGGAAACUUUUCUAAUAGCCAUUCAAGAACAAUCCAACUUAUCCCGUCAAAAAUAGUUUUUUUUUCCUGGAAAAAAGCGCUUUUUUUUCCCUCUUUUUAUUCUGUCGAUGCAUGCAGCUGCGCGUUUUUGCUCAUCUGCUGAGCGGCGCGUCAAGCUGCCCGUCAUCGAGAGAUGGAAAUAGCGCCGCAUAAAUCGCGAACACCUCGAAAAA